This is a messenger RNA of Phragmites australis (common reed), 1898 nucleotides long. Its product is annotated as putative pumilio homolog 8, chloroplastic. Gene Ontology annotation, cellular component: cytoplasm. Gene Ontology annotation, biological process: post-transcriptional regulation of gene expression. Bases 1 to 1578 code for a protein of 525 amino acids. Lineage: Eukaryota; Viridiplantae; Streptophyta; Magnoliopsida; Poales; Poaceae. The transcript is spliced from 5 exons. The record is from RefSeq and is a predicted model, not a curated record. Gene Ontology annotation, molecular function: mRNA binding.
AUGGCGCCGCCAGUGAAGGAGGAAGAGGAGCACAAGAGGCGGAGAAGAAUCCGCGCGACGACACCGCCGCGCGACGAGCUGGCCGAGAUGAUGGUGGGGCUCGCCAUCGGUGAGCGGAAGGCCGCCGCGGCGGUGUCGCAGUUCCGGGAGCAGGAAGUGGCCGCUGGGGCUGCAAUAGCGCGGUUCCGGAGGGAGGAAGCGGCGGCCGCCGGGGCCUCAAUGGCGCGGUUCCGGGAGGAGGAAGCGGCGGCCGCCGCGGCCGCGGUGGGUCCCUUCUUCCCGGGGUUUCUUGGGCACCGCAAUAUGGACCCGUACGCGAUUGCGCCAGCGCAGCUGCCGCCUGUGGGCGCGGUGCGGGAGGCCGGUCCGUCACUGCCGCUGUACCCGCCGCCGGUGCAGGUGCCUCCCCGGGACCGCGGCAUGCUCGACGCGCGGCGCUUCCCGGUAGGUCACGCCCGCCGCGGCGAGGUUCUUGGCCCUAGGAUCAACGAGCAAUGCGCGGGCAUGCUCCCGCCGCGCGCCGCCUCUGCCGCUCGCGGCGUUAUCCCUGGCGACUACUCGUACAUGCCGCCGCCGCUGCCACAGCCGUUCCUGCAUGGUGGAGCCGCGGCUGUCAACCCGCAGGCGAUAGACCCCGACUUGUUUCUUCCCGAGCACGAGCAAGCGGUGCUCCUCGCGCUGUCCCAGCAAACCCCUGAGAAGAUCGUCUCGUACUCCUGCGACCUCAUGCAGCGCAGACAUGGGCAGCGGCUGUUCCGUCUCGUCCUCAGGCACUGCAACCACGAGCUCCGGGAAUGGGUUGUCGCUACAAUCACGCGAGACAAAAAGAGUUUCUGGAGUAUUUGUGCCCAGAGGUCCGAUGAAGUGGUUUUCCUGAUCAAGUCUUGUGAGACCCGGAGGUCAAUGCAGCUUCUGAGAGAUGCCAUGGUGUCAUGGAUGGAGCCUAAUCUAAUGCAGGUCCUCAUGGCGGAUUCAAAUAGACUCAGGGUGGUGCAAGCCUUCAUACUGAGCUCUCCUCCGGAUAUUGCUCAGAUCAUUUUUGAAGCUGUCGCUAAGAACUGUACAAGACUUGCAUGUCAACCAAAUGGGUUGAACAUGCUGCAAAAAUGCCUUGAGCACAUCUCCCGGAAGGAAAAGGAUAAUAUUUUUACAAAAAUAUCAUAUAUGAGCUUUCAUCUUGCUCAAAAUUCUAGCGGAAACUACAUUGUUCAGGAUGUUCUGAAAAAGGGAGACCCCUCCCACUUUGCGAUUAUCGCUUCCUGCCUCAGAAAUCAUUAUGUGAGACUCUCAAAACAAAAGUAUAGCAGUAGAGUGGUGGAAUGGUGUCUAAGAGUAUUUGAUGAAGGAGAGCAAUUCGUCAUUAUAAAUGAAUUGAUUUGCUAUCCUCACUUCAGAGAUUUGGUGACAGACGAGUUUGCUAAUUUUGUUCUCUCUACUGCUCUUCGAACCUGCAAUUUUUCUCUUAAAAGAAUGCUGGCCAAUGCCAUCCUUGCCCAAAAUAUAAAUCAGCGUAAUCAACAUUGUGCGAAGAUCUUUGACAUACUAGCCAAUAUGGGUAUAUACAAUGAAAAGUUUUGAGAUAAACAAUACUCUGACACCUUCUCAAGACAUUACAUUGAUUGAUAUUACAUUGAUAUUCAGACAUUUGGGCAGGGAUUCAGACAUUUAGGCAUGGAUUCAGAAGUAGCCAAGGUUGUGAUUCGAGCUCUGGUUGCUACUUCUCCUGUGGGCAUCAUUUGCUUUUGUAGAGUACUAGUUGUACUUUUGGUUGUCUGGAGAUGUUGUGAAGUAGAUACUAAGAACCUUAGUUCCUGUUGUUAGAAUCGUCUUGUGUGUGUGGAUUGUGGUGUGUUAUUGUCUUGAGGUUCACUCUUUUGUGUCAGUGUUAGUAAUCUCCA